UUCUUUAUCAGACUCAAGUUUAACACCCCCAAAGGAAUCCACAAUGUUAGCAUUCUCCCCUCCAUUGUUUCCAAUCCUUGGAUGGCCCUUGGAGGAUCCCAUAAGCCAUGCACAGAACUACAUAUAUGGAGAAACAGAAACUUCAGAAUCGUUUCUUCACUUGCCCUCAUCUCAGCCACAGGUGGAACUCAAUUGCUCCACCCCAUAUGCAGCCGUUAGUGGUAAUCCCACGAUGGUUAAGAAACUUAACCACAACGCCAGUGAGCGGGGUCGUCGGAAGAAGAUCAACAACUUGUACUCCUCUCUGCGUUCACUAAUUCCAUCAGCUGAUCAAGCGAAGAAAUUAAGCAUUCCUUCGACAGUUUCACAUGUGCUAAAAUACAUACCAGAACUGCAACGACAAGUGGAGAGAUUGAUCCAGAAGAAGGAAGAGUUUUUAUCAAAGAUUUCUAGGGAAGGAGAUCUAAUUCACCUAGAAAAUCAAAGAAAUGGCACACUUGGAAGCUCUUUAUCUGCUGUUUCAGCAAGAAGGCUUAGUGACAGGGAAAUUGUGGUUCAGAUAUCCACAUUUAAGGUCCAUGAGAGUCCACUUUCUGAGGUUUUGUUAAAUUUGGAGGAGGAUGGGCUUCUUGUAAUUAAUGCAUCAUCCUUUGAGUCCUUUGGAGGGAGGGUCUUCUACAACUUACAUCUUCAGGUUGAAGGAACUCAAGGAAUGGAGUGUGAAUUGUUGAGUGAGAAGCUACUUUCAUUGUGUGAAAGAAGAGAGGCUUUUCCAUGAAAUGUAGGCUCUAACAAGCUAACCAAAGAGUUUUUGUAAUGAAGGAAGCACAUGUAUAAAAAAUUAAUAUAGAAAAAUAUGCAAUAAUUUCACAUGUUGCCCAUGUCA
Molecule: messenger RNA, 886 nt
Organism: Vitis riparia (riverbank grape)
Lineage: Eukaryota; Viridiplantae; Streptophyta; Magnoliopsida; Vitales; Vitaceae
Product: transcription factor ORG2-like
Exons: 3
Coding region: 44-778 (244 amino acids)
Biological process (GO): regulation of transcription by RNA polymerase II
Cellular component (GO): RNA polymerase II transcription regulator complex
Molecular function (GO): protein dimerization activity; RNA polymerase II transcription regulatory region sequence-specific DNA binding; DNA-binding transcription factor activity, RNA polymerase II-specific
Source: RefSeq, a predicted model, not a curated record